AUGCGUAUUGUGGAUGACGAUCAGCCGAAUAAGAACUGCACAGCAGAGAAUCUACCACUGUGUUAUUUCUACCCAUCUGUGAUGAUUGUGGAAUUCUUCCUGGCUCUACCGCUCAACCUCUCAGUGCUUUCUUUUAUAUUCAAAAUGAAGUUCUGGAAAUCUAACAGCAACAACAAAGGGGAGUGGCGGAGUACAGAGGGUGGAACUUGCAAAGCCAUGUGGUUCAUGCUGUUUCUGAACUGAGGUGCCAGUAUCGCCUUCCUGACUGGGAUUUCAGUUGAUCCUUACUUUAAUGUCGUUCAUCCUGGGAAAAAUAACUUCCUUAAGGUCUUUAAAAAGUCUCCUCAUAUCUCUGUCAUCGUCUGGCUACUGCUGCUCCCCCUGAAUAUCCCAACCAUGCUGAAGACCUUUGAGUGCUUUAACAGUUAUGGGCGUAAAAUGACAUCGGUCGAGGACGUUACUGACAAUUUGAGAGAGGUUGUGUUUUUCGCCCAGAUUCUCCUCCCUUUCUUUGUGUUGGUCUACUGCACGGUCCACAAUGUCAACACACUCAAAAAGACAGGGGAUAGGACCAAGCUGUGUCGAGCAGUGUUUCUGGUCACCUCAGUUGUCUUGGUCUUCUCUUUCUAUUUCCUGCCUUGUACCAUAGCUACAAUGGUUCUGUUGAUUGUAAGAGUUGAGAAUUUACCCAGAGCAGAAGAUAUAGCCGUCUCUGACGGUCUCAUGGUUUUAUCCUACAUGGAUUGUCUAGUGGGCCCAAUUGUGAACUGCUUAAGCAGCACUAAGUUCAAAAGCCUCGACCUGACAACUUAUUGCCCCUGUCUAAAAAUAGGUGAAAGCACAAACUCGGCAGGAAACAACUCAAAUCCAAAACGCAGCAACAACGUAACGCAGCAUAGUAGGUUAAAUACUUAUAAAAUAUAA
Oncorhynchus gorbuscha (pink salmon) is the source of this 924-nucleotide messenger RNA. It is a transcript of the gene gpr31, whose product is annotated as G protein-coupled receptor 31. Gene Ontology annotation, molecular function: G protein-coupled receptor activity. The record is from RefSeq and is a predicted model, not a curated record. Gene Ontology annotation, cellular component: membrane. Gene Ontology annotation, biological process: G protein-coupled receptor signaling pathway. NCBI's taxonomy places the organism in Eukaryota, Metazoa, Chordata, Actinopteri, Salmoniformes, Salmonidae.